Messenger RNA from Fusarium mangiferae, 1110 nucleotides. RefSeq lists its product as uncharacterized. The record is from RefSeq and is a predicted model, not a curated record. The coding region runs from base 1 to 1110 and encodes 369 amino acids. The transcript has 3 exons. Gene Ontology annotation, molecular function: RNA binding. Gene Ontology annotation, cellular component: nucleolus. Lineage: Eukaryota; Fungi; Ascomycota; Sordariomycetes; Hypocreales; Nectriaceae. Gene Ontology annotation, biological process: maturation of LSU-rRNA from tricistronic rRNA transcript (SSU-rRNA, 5.8S rRNA, LSU-rRNA).
AUGGCCCCAGAAUUGAGAAAGAGAAAGUCCGUUUCGGACAUCAAGAAGCCCAAUGGCGCUGCCAAAGCUGCCCAGCCCAAGCGAAAAGCCCCCGAGGAUGCGUCGCCUGUGUCGCUGAAGAAGCAAAAGUUUGUCAAGAAGACUGUUGUCACAAAAAAGACCGCUACCAAGCCGGCGCAAAAGUCCAAGAGCAAGCCCGAGGAAGUCAAGGUCGUCGAGGAGGAAACCACCACACUCGAUAUCCCCGAUGAGUCUUCCGAUUCUGAGGCUGAGGAGGGCAAAGAAGUUCAGGCGAUCGUAAAGGAGCUGGACUCUGACGACGAGGACAUCACCGAGGGCGACUCUAGCUUCAAGCAGGGACAGGAUGUCGGCAAGAUUCCCAAGGUCUCCAAGGAUGUUCAGAAGGCCGCCAAGGCUUCCGACGAGGAAGCUGGAGUUAUCUACAUCGGCCGCAUUCCCCACGGCUUCUACGAGCAUGAGAUGAGACAGUACUUUGAGCAAUUUGGCCCCAUCGUUGCGCUACGACUUUCCCGAAACAAGAAGACCGGUGCCAGCAAGCACUAUGCUUUCGUCAAGUUUGAGGAGGCAUCUACCGCCGAGAUCGUGUGCAAGACCAUGGAUAACUACCUUCUGUUCGGCCAUAUCCUCAAGUGCAGAAUGAUCCCCAAGGAGCAGGUUCGCGAUGAUUUGUUCAAGGGUGCCAACCGACGAUUCAAGAAGGUUCCCUGGAACAAGAUGGCUGGCCACAAGCUUGAGAAGCCCUUGACCGAGUCUGCAUGGGCGAACAAGGUUACAAAGGAGAACUCUAAGCGCGCAAAGAAGGCUGCUAAGCUUAAGGAGCUUGGUUAUGAGUUCGAUGCCCCCGAGAUCAAGGACGUGCCAGCCCCCGCUGCUAUUGAGAACGGAGAGAGCGAGACCAAGGCCAUUGAGGAUGCACCUGCUGAGAAGGAGGAGGAGCCCAAGGCUGAGGAGCCCGCUGAGGUCGUUGAGACGGUCGUCGAGGAGAAGACUGAGGUUAUUACCGAGGAGAAGCCAGCUCCCAAGGGCAAGGGCAAGGCCGCAAAGGGCAAGGCAACAAAAGCAGGCAAGGGCCGAAAGGCAAAGGCUUGA